Molecule: messenger RNA, 1277 nt
Organism: Acomys russatus (golden spiny mouse)
Lineage: Eukaryota; Metazoa; Chordata; Mammalia; Rodentia; Muridae
Gene: Cdca8
Product: cell division cycle associated 8
Exons: 10
Coding region: 220-1056 (278 amino acids)
Biological process (GO): mitotic sister chromatid segregation
Cellular component (GO): spindle midzone; chromosome, centromeric region; chromosome passenger complex
Source: RefSeq, a predicted model, not a curated record
GAGUUUGAAUUGGGUGGCGGUUAGCGGAGGUGCGGUUGGAGCUGUGAGGUUUCCUACGUCUGUGUUUUGGGGCCCGCAGGUACGUUUCAGCAGACUUCUGGGUACCUAGACUCCAACGACUUAACUCCCGCUGCCCCGAGGUUGUGCAGGUGCCCUCUCCCCGUCUCAGCCGCUGUUCCGGCUGCUCGGCCCUUCGCUCGACGCAGCCCGCAUCCGGUCAUGGCUCCCAGGAAGGGCAGCAGCCGCGGGGCCAAGACCAACACUCUGCGGAGCCGGAAGCUCGCCUCUUUUCUGAAGGACUUCGACCGCGAGGUGCAAAUUCGAACCAAGCAAAUUGAGUCCGACAGACAGAAUCUCCUCAAGGAGGUGGAAAACCUGUACAACAUUGAGGUCCUCCGACUCCCCAAGGCGCUGCGAGAGAUGAACUGGCUCGACUACUUCGCCCUUGGAGGAAACAAACAGGCCCUGGAAGAGGCAGCAACAGCUGAUGUGGACAUCACAGAAAUAAACAAGUUAACAGCUGAAGCUAUUCAGACACCUUUGAAAUCUAUCAAAAAGCGAAAGGUAAUCAAAGUGGAUGAAGUGAUAGAGGAAGAAGAAGAAGGAGAAAAGAACCAUAAGAAUCUUCGAUCUGCAAAAGUGAAAAGAUGCCCUCCAUCCAAGAAGAGAACCCAGUCAGUACAAGGAAGCAGCAGAAGCAAAAGGUUAAGCCGGGACUUUGUGACACCAGCUCUGAGCAGACUGGAGCCAUCUAUGGUGAAACCAACCCCAGGCAUGACACCAAGGUUUGAUUCCAGGGUCUUCAAGACCCCGGGCCUGCGCACUCCAGCAGCCAGGGAGCAGGUUUACAACGUCUCUAUCAACGGCAGCCCUCUCGCCGACAGCAGUGAAAUCUCCCUCACUGUGCCCGUGGGUGGUGGUGCGAGCUUGCGGUUAUUGGCCAGUGACUUGCAGAGGGUUGAUAUUGCGCAGCUGAACCCAGAGGCCCUAGGGAACAUUAAGAAGCUCUCGAGCCGCCUUGCCCAGAUCUGCAGCAGCAUACGGCCCGGCAAGUGAGAAGAUGGAAGAGCAGUGCAGGUGGUGGCAGAACAUAUACGUCUGUCUUCUUCCCCUCACUCUGUGGGUCCUGGAUAGGGCCCUAGAGUUUCACCUGCUGACACAUGCAAGGUGCUUUCUGUCUCUCUGGUACCUCAGGUGUCUUGCUGCACACCUCUAGUUAGCAGGGCUUGGAUAGGUAGCACAGGGCUAGUCAAGAGCUCUGCGUGCCUGGAGCAGAG